Molecule: messenger RNA, 765 nt
Organism: Ixodes scapularis (black-legged tick)
Lineage: Eukaryota; Metazoa; Arthropoda; Arachnida; Ixodida; Ixodidae
Exons: 1
Coding region: 65-634 (189 amino acids)
Source: RefSeq, a predicted model, not a curated record
GGACGGAGCGGACACGACGGACGGAAGCCAGCAACCGAUAAGUACACCGUCGGUUUGCCGAAAUAUGGCACCUCUUGGAAAGCUUGACGAAUACGACGAAAAACAACAGAAUUUUGACUCGUAUUUAGAGCGUUUCGAGCACUUCGUUAGCGCAAACGACAUCAAACCAGAAAAGAAGCUAGCGGUGUUCUUGACCGUUAUAGGACCUCGAGCUUACGAAGUUCUGAAAAGCUUGGUCGUACCGGCAGUACCGGGAGAUAAGUCGUUCGAAGAAGUGAAAGUUUUGCUGAAAAACCACUAUAGCCCGAAGAGCUCGGUCAUAGCGGAAAGGUGCAAAUUCAACAGACGUGUACAAGAGGAACAGGAGAGCGUUGAAGAUUUCAUUGUAGCGCUAAAGCAUUUGGCAAGGAAGUGUGACUUUGGCCAGUUUCUGCAAGAUGCUCUGAGGGACAGGCUUGUGGCGGGAAUACGGCGCGAAGAAACGCAACGUGCGCUAUUCGCCGAAGAAAGCUUAACCUUCGAAAGGGCAUGCAAGAUCGCAUUGGAUCAAGAGCAGGCGGCACGACAGACAGCGUAUACACGCCGGAAGCAAAGACGCGUCGUUGAACGAGAUAAGAGCGAACCAGAAAGAUAACGUCAAUAAGCGUGACGUUCGAAAACACAAGCAAAGCAAGAAGUCUUGCGAAAGAUGUGGAAGGGCGCAUGCGGCAAGCAAAUGUUGGUACAAGAAUGCUACGUGUCACAAGUGUGGCAAGUUAGGCCAUU